Molecule: messenger RNA, 486 nt
Organism: Ipomoea nil (Japanese morning glory)
Lineage: Eukaryota; Viridiplantae; Streptophyta; Magnoliopsida; Solanales; Convolvulaceae
Product: transcription repressor OFP6-like
Exons: 1
Coding region: 1-486 (161 amino acids)
Biological process (GO): negative regulation of DNA-templated transcription
Source: RefSeq, a predicted model, not a curated record
AUGUCUGCAAAACCUAAGAAACAAGCAUGCAAGUUGAAGAAAGUAAUCAAAAGCAGCUGCGGCUGCGGUGAAUCGACGGAAGCGGUGGAGCCAAAACCUAAGCCGCGGCCGCUGCUGCCGCCGUCGUCUCCGCCUCACCCUACUACGCUCAUGCCUUCUUCUUCUUCUUCCUCCGCCGCCAUGCAUGAUGGUGAUGAUGAUGAUCGGAAGGAGGAGGUUUUGUGCCGGCAGAUGGUGAGCCGGAGCCCGAAGAUCUCCGGCAGCAUCGCCGUGAUUAAGGAAUCCGACGAUCCUUGCGGCGACUUCCGGCAGUCGAUGCUUCAGAUGAUCCGGAAAAAGAGUAUCCACUCGCAGGAGGAUCUGCAAGAGCUUCUCAAGUGUUUUCUGUUGAUGAAUCCCCCUUCCCUCCACGACAUCAUCGUUCAAGCCUUCACCAACAUCUUUAACGACGCCAACGUAACCUCCUCCGCCGCCGGUAAGAAUUAA